AAAGAUUAGCUGCUGGACGUAUUGUUUCGCAGAUGCGGCGGUGGCGGCGGAGCGCACUCCCCUCUGCUGCGGAAAGGGCGGCGGUGCCUCGACGCCGAGGAAGACGGAGAUGAGGAGGGAUACGUCGGCGUGAGGACGUCGCUUUUUCUUUUUUGGUGUUGUUGUUGUUGUUGUCGUCGUCGUUGUCCAGCGGCGGCGGAGCUCGUGUCGCCAGGUGUGUCUCAUCAGCCACCUAGUAGCCUUUCUUCCCACCUCUUACCACCGCUGUCGAGGUAGCCAUGGCAACCAGCGCUCUGCCAAGUGACAACCUGCCAACAUACAAGCUGGUGGUGGUGGGGGAUGGUGGUGUCGGGAAGAGCGCCCUCACCAUCCAAUUCUUCCAGAAGAUCUUUGUGCCAGACUACGAUCCCACGAUAGAGGACUCGUAUCUAAAACACACGGAGAUCGACGGACAGUGGGCGAUACUGGAUGUGCUGGACACAGCUGGUCAGGAGGAGUUCAGUGCGAUGAGGGAGCAGUACAUGAGGACAGGAGACGGCUUCCUCAUCGUCUUCUCUGUGACGGACAAGGCCAGCUUUGAACACGUGGACCGAUUCCAUCAACUCAUACUACGGGUCAAGGACCGGGAGGCCUUCCCCAUGGUGUUGGUGGCAAACAAAGUGGACCUUGUCCACCUGAGAAAGAUCACCUCUGACCAGGGCCAAGAGAUGGCUGCGAAACAUAAUAUAACUUAUAUUGAGACCAGUGCUAAAGAUCCUCCGAUGAAUGUGGACAAGGCCUUUCAUGAGCUGGUCCGCGUUAUAAGACAGCAGGUCCCCGAGCGCAACCAGAAAAAGAAAAAGAAGAUGAAGUGGAGGGCAGAACGUUCCACGGGCUCCCACAGGUUCCACUGUGCCAUAUUGUGACCUCCCCCGUCCUCGUUAUCAUUCUCAACAGAACACACCCCCACGUACCUUUUGGAUGUCAGGGAAUUCCCCAGCAGUGGUUAGCUACUGGAGCACAAAAGGGAGGAGGGGGGUGACGAUGAACGGCUGGACGGACCCCGAGGGACAGAAGGACAAGUGAAUGUCCCCUCAGCCCUUCACAUUGCCUUGGAGUGAGUGCUGUGUACUCUCCCCUCAACCUACGUUCCCCUUUGAAGAGAUUUUUAAAACACAGAAAAACAGGGACAAUGAACUGUUUCUCUAUCAAGUUAAUUCACUGUCAAAUGUGGCACAAAGAUGACAGACUCUGAGGUAAAAGUACAGAUAUUAGAAUCACCCCGACAUUGGAACUUUUGUCUCACGGAUAAAGGGAAGGAAACGGGAGGAACUGGCUCAAAGUGGCGCCCCGUGUUUAACAAACCUCCGGCCACCGACUGGUCAUCGCCUCUCUGUCUUCACGCUACUGGGUGGAACACAUCUUAAGGGCACAGCGGGAUGAAUACGCGAGCGGUGACGGUGAUUUUUGUCGUGGUGAUAAAAAAAAAAAAUAGAUGUCGUGCGGUGUUGUCAAUGAGUGAACUGUGAGUCCAAGCGUGUACCCCGUGGUCAUGUGACGCUCCGGCUGCGAGGCGUCGACUCAGUCGAGCGAGGGAUGGCAGGACGUGUCGUAAGCAAGUGAAAGAAAUGUGACGCGGCGCAGAGAAGAUGUGUCAUACGGAUUGGACAGGUGAAAAUGCUAUGGCCAUAUCAACUUGUUUAAAAUACGUGUUUAGAUAUUACAAUUGUGAAGGAGAGUAAGAUUAGUUGGCGUACGGUGUUCUACAUAAAACGUAACAGGGUUUUUUUAAUCAACACUGUUGUGUCAGCAGCCAUGUUUACAGAUAUGAAGGAUUAUUUUUCCCAUAAAUACAGACAGUAUAUUGGAGCCGCCUUGGGUCAAGGUUGCCUCCUCGGGUCAUUUUCAAUGGCAUGAUGUGUGCGGUCUUCUUCAGUACUGUAUGAACAACAGCCCAGGCAAGUAGAGUGGGGUCUGAAAGUCUGCGACCGCUUUCCCAUUCAAGUGAAUGGGAGAACGGGAAAGUGGUCCACACAGACACAUGUAUAGUAUACUUUCCAUUUUUUUGUAUCAUGAUAAAAGAGAAAAUUGCAAUUAUAUUUGUCAUAUUAAAGAAAUCUAAUUAUAGGUGGCAAUGUCAACUAAUUCAAUGCUGUUUUUACAAAUGAUCUGUAGGAAAUAGUUAACAAAGUGGGACAGGUGAGGUAUAAAGAGAGCUUCGUGUUUCUGAGCUGAAACGGGCUGGAGAAGCUGAUUUGCACUGGCCACUAACCAAAAUAAUGUGAUGUCACUUUAUUUCAAUCUGGGGGGCUUUUCAGACAGCGCCGCCGAUAUCAGGACUUUGCGCUCGAACGCGCUCGGUAAAGGACGACGCUCCUUCAGAUUGGGGAUAUAUACUGUAGCCCCGGGAAAUACGACCGAGUCAGGCGGCCUCGCCGAACAGGCAGACGUGAUGCUCCGAGGGCUCAAAGCCAUGUCAACCCAGCUACAGACUCUGUGUAGUUGUAGGAAAGAACCACACACGCGAAGCAACAAAACAUUCAGUAUAUUCAUGUUUGUAGUCGUGAGGUGGGUAGGAAUGUACAAUUUAAUAACCUAUGAAAUGGCUUGUACUGUUAACGCACUAAAGUUUCGGUGGACUACUUUUUUUUUUUUGUCUGGAUGAAUACUGUCUCUCGAAGGAAAUACAUUUUUGCACUUUUAAUACGAUUUUCUCUAACUUUCCUAUCGGCAUGUUGUUUUCUGUUCCAGUCUGUAACGUGAAACGAGAGGCACGGUCAAAAAACGAUUUGAAUGUAAAACUCAAAGAAGAAAAAACAAGCAAAUAGGCGAUUCGCGUUGCAGUCCUGUGUGCCUGUGUAUGCCCGUUGCCUUGGCGAUCGGCUGUAAUGGAGAUUCAAUAAGUUGGGAGUUUAAUCAUUGGAAAGGUACUCCGUCGUGAAUUAAGAAGGUUGAGUAUGAGGAGGCUUGCAUAUUGAAUGGCGUACAACUUCACCUCAGCAUGAAAGUGGAAAAUCGACCUCAGCAAAAGAUGGAGUACAGUAUUGAUCUGCACCUACUGUUAAAGGGACCUUGCAAAGAGUUUUUUUUCCAGACGAGGACUCAAAAUCAUGAAGUACUGAGCAUAUAACAAUGAAACAACACACUCUGGAUCGUGGUGGAGGGUGGGGGACAAAAGAAAAGAAAAGAAAAAAAGAUUGUGUUUGAUCAAAAUGUUGCAUCAUGUAUGUUUGAUACCUUUUUGUAUUAUUGAUAUGGAUUAUUGAUAUGAUUCUUGCAAAGUGUUUUUUAAACAACUGAAUAAUUUAUUACUGUCUGUUACCUCAGUGUGUCCCAGACCUGGCCAAAAAAACUAAA
Messenger RNA from Scophthalmus maximus (turbot), 3336 nucleotides. It is a transcript of the gene mrasa, whose product is annotated as muscle RAS oncogene homolog a. Gene Ontology annotation, molecular function: GTP binding; GDP binding; GTPase activity. The record is from RefSeq and is a predicted model, not a curated record. Bases 279 to 905 code for a protein of 208 amino acids. Lineage: Eukaryota; Metazoa; Chordata; Actinopteri; Pleuronectiformes; Scophthalmidae. Gene Ontology annotation, cellular component: plasma membrane. The transcript is spliced from 6 exons. Gene Ontology annotation, biological process: signal transduction.